CAUAAUGUUAUGAAGAUUGUAAGAAAGCAGAGAGAUGAACUUAAAGGUUGCUUACACUUGCUCACCUAAAUUAACAGUGGUGGAGCUGGUCACAAUCCCCUAGUAAUGGCUGCUUUGCAGAUCCACUUUUGACAGCAUUUGAUUCUUUGCCAUAACAGAGGUGGCUGAAAGAUGCACCAAUAUAUUUUCUAGAGUACAUACAUGUUAUUCUUCCAGGUUGAAAAAAGGUGUAUAUUGCACACUACCUCAGAAAAAGAUUUUGAUGGAGAGAACAUUCUCAGGGAAUUACUCAGAAUUGCUGUGAAUCUGGGUCUAUACCUGAAUCUCAUUCCAUUUCUGGGUCAACCCAGUGGAUCCUGUCAUUGCAAUCAAAUCAGGUUGGGAAAGGCAAGAAAGAGAAACAAAUCAACAAAAGAUGGAAGAGAGGUUUUGGAUUAGCCUCUAAAGAGACAACAUAUAGUAUGAGGAAAGAGAUACAGCUGGGUAGAAGAGUCUGAGCAGCAAAGGUGGCUCUGAGGACUUGGGCUGCCAUUUGGCACCAGGUGUUCCUGACUGAAAGUGAAGCCAGAGAGCACCACUGACAACCAAUGUUGCAAUUAAAAGUCUGGAAGACUUGGUUUCAAAACAUAUUCCACAACUUUCAAAGGAAGUGGAUCUACAUGAAGAGCUACAAAGGGAGUUGAUUUCAGAAGACAGUGUUUGCGAAGAUGUCUCCAAGUUAUGCAACUCCAGUGUUUGCUUUGAUGUUGUGUUUAGCAGCUGCAGGUCCUGUGCCUCGGAGUGAAUGUGUCCUGUCUCCUGUUAACAACUCGCACCCAGUCCAUGCCUUAUUGGAGAGUUUCACAGUCUUAUCCGGCUGUGCAAGCCGGGGCACGACAAGCCUGCCGCAAGAGGUGCACGUCCUCAAUCUCAGAAGUCCAGAGGAAGGUCUUGGCCAGCAUGAAAGAGAGGUCACCUUACACUUGAAUCCGAUUUCAUCAGUGCACGUUCACCAGAAGCCUCUCGUGUUCCUUCUCAACUCACCAUUGCCCCUGAUCUGGAAGCUAAAGACAGAGAGGCUGGCACCUGGGAUCCGGAGGGUGUUCUUCGUAUCUUUAGGUUCCGUUGUUCAGUUUGAGAAGGGAAAUUUCUCCUUGUCAGCAGAAACAGAAGAAAAGCUUUUUCCUGAGAAAAAUGAACAUCUGCUACAGUGGGCCCAAAAGGAAUAUGGAGCAGUCACAUCUUUCACUGAACUCAAAAUAUCAAGAAACAUCUAUAUCAAAGUAGGAGAAGAUCAAGUCUUUCCUGCAUCAUGCAACAUAGAAAAGAACUUUCUCUCUUUAAAUUAUCUUGCGGGAUACCUACAACCAAAGACAGCAGAAGGAUGCCUUAUGUCCAACUUAGUCCAAGAAAGAGAAGUUCAUAUCAUUGAACUAAUCACUCCAAAUUCGAAUCCAUACAGUGCUUUCCAGGUGGAUAUAAUUGUUGACAUUAAACCAUCUCAACCAGGCGCCAAGCUUGUCAGAGACAUCGUACUUGUCCUCAAGUGUAAAAAGUCUGUCAAUUGGGUUAUCAAAUCACAUGAUGUCCAAGGAAAACUGGAAGUCAUUACAUCAAAUAGUAUUGGUUUUGGAAAAGAAACAGAACGAUCCAUGACUAUGAGUAAAUCAAUAAUACCUGAUAUUCCCUCAUCACAUGAGAGUUUGAUCAAGUGGGCUUAUGAGCAUAACUAUAGCCCUGUUACUUCCUACACAAAAGCCCCUGUUGCUAAUCGUUUCCAUCUGCAACUUGAAGAUACAGAAGAGAUGAAUGAUGAAGAAGUCCAUUCCCUUCCUCCAGAGCUGACAGAACUGUUGGAUGCUAGUCCACUGCCUGCCCCAAAGAAUCCUGCAUUGAGCGAGGGCCUGGCUUUUCCCUUUCACAUUAACAGAGGAAGACAUGGCACAGUGGGAGAGGGACUCUUCCCAUCCAGAGAUUCAGCAGACGCGUUAAUAAACCAUGACUUUGUGCAUUCCCUCCCAAAACACAAAGAACCUCAGGAGGUUCAGGGUGGUGCUAAUGUAGCUCUAUCCAUAAAGUGUGAUGACAAAGUCAUGACAGUAGCUGUAGAGAAAGACUCCCUGCAGGCUAAUGGCUACACAAGGACAGAGCUCUCACUGCUGGAUCCUUCUUGCAAGGCCAGGAUGAAUGGUACCCAUUUCAUUUUGGAAUCUUUGCCGAACAAAUGCGGGACUCGAACAGCCUAUAUCUUGGACAAGAUUGUUUAUUUUAACUCUAUUGUCAUUCAGCUGUCAUCACCAGCUGAAAGCAGCGGCUCCGAUGACGACGACCUGGAGUCAGGGGAUAACGGGUUUCCAGGAGAUGCCGACGAGGGAGAUGUUGCUUUCUCGAGCUGGCCUGAAAUCGCGUUUAAUUGCACAUUGAACCAGCUGGAGAAUGAUAGAGCCUUUUUAAGUCCUUCCAUGCUCUGGCCUCCUGAACGACACGUCACCAACGUUACCUUCAACAUGGAGCUGUACAAAACAGAUCUGUUCCUUGCUCCAUCCCAAGAACUGUUUUCUGUUGCUGAGAAUGGGCCAAUAUAUGUAGAGGUUUCUGUGACUAAAGCUGAUAGGUCCUUGGGCUUUGCCAUUCAAACAUGCUUUGUUUCCCCAUUUUCAAAUCCGGAUCGAAUGUCUGAUUACACCAUUAUAGAAAAUAUUUGUCCAAAAGAUGAAUCUGUUAAAUUCUACAGCAUCGAGAAGGUGAACUUUCCAAUACCACAUGCACAAAAGGAUAAAAAACGGUUUAGCUUUGUGUUUAAACCAAUAUUCAACAUCUCCCUGCUCUUUCUUCACUGCGAGCUGACUUUGUGUACGAACAGAGACAAAGAUACUCAAGGAUUGCCUAAGUGCAUUCCUCCUGAUGAAGCUUGCACCUCGCUCAACGUGGAUAUGAUCUUGGCCAUGAUGCAUAACAAGAAAACCUUCACCAAACCCCUCGCAGUAGUAACUUAUGAAGUAAAACAAGAAGAUCCAUCCAUUCUAAAGCCAAAUGUGAGACAGCCACCCGUGUCCUACGGGCUGGACACCGUCACGGUGGUGGGCAUCGCCUUCGCCGCAUUCGUCAUCGGAGCGCUGCUCACCGGCGCCCUGUGGUUCAUCUACUCCCACACGGGGGAAACGGCCGGAAGACAGCAGGUCCCCACGUCGCCGCCAGCCUCCGAGAACAGCAGCCCGGCGCACAGCAUUGGCAGCACACAAAGCACCCCCUGUUCCAGCAGCAGCACAACCUAACGCCGGCGAGAGCAGAGAGGAGCAGCCUAGGAGAGCAGAGCUUCAAAGGACUGUUUGUUGACAUCAGC
This is a messenger RNA of Nothoprocta perdicaria, 3322 nucleotides long. RefSeq names its product transforming growth factor beta receptor 3 (gene TGFBR3). Lineage: Eukaryota; Metazoa; Chordata; Aves; Tinamiformes; Tinamidae. The coding region runs from base 708 to 3254 and encodes 848 amino acids. The transcript has 22 exons. The record is from RefSeq and is a predicted model, not a curated record.